CUUCACGUUGUUUGAAUGCCAUUAUAUCUUCAUCGACCUCGCCUAUCGUGGCGUACCGAUAUUGGGGCUGUGUAUGCAUGGGCUUGGCAUGUGAAUGGUCAAUCCGUGAUACAGGCUGACCGGCUCGGCUUUUGCAGACACGCGAAAGGCGUCUUUGCGCCGAAUGCGCCCUUCAACUCGCUCUCGGUAUUCCGAGGCUGCCCUGAGAUACAUUCCUAGCUGAUCAACACGCGUACAAUCCCACUUACUCAUGCAUUUGAGGGUGUUCCGCUGAUGAUAUAAAUUCAACCGCGAGGACCUCUGACGGAGUGUCUUCAUCCUGGUCCUCAUCUACUGAAGUCUACAGCUACUACUAUCCAGAUUCUUAAGCCCCCGUCCACCAUGUACCACACAGAGCAACCCGACGACAACCUUGCUGCCAUCAACAGCGCCACAAUCGGAACCGCCAUGCCCGUCGUCAUUCUUCCAGACGGACAGAAAGUUCAAACUGGCACCGUCGCCGCUUUGCUCAUCAACAUUCGGGCCUACGACGAGCUCGUCAGUGGCUCAAACCCGGACGAAGGAAAGAUGAAUGAGAUGGAAGCGAGAAUGGCUGCUAGCUUGCCCGUGUUGAAGAAAGUUGGCAUAUUUCAACUCUUCACCCCUGAAGAGUGGACUCAAGGAACCAGUGCCGGGCGCAAGUUUAUCGGAGAGCUCGCCUUUAAGGAGGGAGCUUGAGAUCUCAUGCUUCCUCUGGUCGACUAUAAUCCUCAUAAAUGCCGCUGAAGAGUCAAUGAAUUUUCAGGUUAUCAUUACUUGUAUUCCAACCUCGUCUUCUUCAAUUCUUCCAAUCUCAUUAUUCCUUCCUCUUCAUUCCCAACGCUUUCUGACUAUCCUCUUGCAUUGGUGCUUGGACAAUGUUCCAGCCAAUUAAGGACGCAGCUCGCCCUGAAAUGCUGGUUGCUAAACCGGAUGGAAGAAAAGGGCUUGCGGCAACGCGUAUUCACCCUUUACUUUCAGGUCUGUAACUAAGCUAAG
Messenger RNA from Trematosphaeria pertusa, 1017 nucleotides. RefSeq lists its product as uncharacterized. The coding region runs from base 382 to 717 and encodes 111 amino acids. Lineage: Eukaryota; Fungi; Ascomycota; Dothideomycetes; Pleosporales; Trematosphaeriaceae. The record is from RefSeq and is a predicted model, not a curated record. The transcript has 2 exons.